AUGAAUAAAGAUCAUAUCAAAGUUGUGGUAUGUGGUGAUGACGGUGUAGGGAAGACAAGUUUAAUCACAACCUUAUUGAGAGACGAGUUUAUUCCAAAUAUUCAGAACGUCCUCCCGCCGGUUACAAUACUGAAGAACUUCUCCACGAAGCCUUAUUUACCGAAAAGUACUAUAUUGGUCGACACAACUAACGAUGAUAUGGGGUCGUUACAUUCAACUUUGAAGUCUGCUGAUGUUAUAUGGCUGGUUUAUUCGAAUCACGAGUCCUACGAAAGAAUUGCUCUGCAUUGGAUGAUGAUGUUCAGGUCGUUAGGGUUAAAUCUUCCUGUGAUACUUUGUAAGAAUAAGUGUGACAAAUAUGAUCAUGCUGAGAUUGAGGCUUCACUUGACAGGCAGUCAGAGGGAGAGGGAGAUACUAAGAUUGAAGAUGCAGAAUUCAUACCCAUUUUGAUGGAAUUCAAAGAGGUUGAGACUUGUAUUAAAACAAGCGCACUUAGACAAUAUAACGUAAUUCAGGCAUUCUAUUUGUGCCAAAGAUCUAUCAAUUUCCCUAUCAGCCCUUUAUUUGAUGCUAGAAAAGGGACUCUAAAGUCUUUAGCCAUACAUGCUUUGGAAAGAAUUUUCUUACUCUGUGACAAUGACCAGGACAAUUAUUUGAACGAUACUGAAUUGCUGGCACUACAGAGAAAAUGUUUUGGGAAAAAUAUCGACUUUCAGGAGUUAGCAGAUAUUAAACAAACCCUUUGGCAGGUUGGUCUUGAUGACACCCACGAGAAACUUUUUGAAGUCCAGAAGGGUAUCACGAAAGCAGGUUUUUUAACUUUAAACAAACUGUACUGUGAAAAGGGAAGACAUGAAACCGUUUGGCAUGUUCUUCGUGCUUUCAAAUACACAGAUUCUCUGUCGCUGGAUAACCGUUUUUUAUAUCCAAAGAUAACCGUGUCUGAAAGUUCAAGUGUAGAGCUCAGCCCAAAGGGUUACAGGUUUCUUGUUGACCUAUUUCUUAAAUUUGAUAAAGACAAUGAUGGCGGAUUGUGUGAUGAAGAAUUGGCUAAACUUUUCCAAUGUACACCAGGGAUCCCAAAAUCUUGGUCAGAAACGGACUUUCCUAACUCAUCCGUCAUAAAUAAUAAGGGAUUUAUCACAUUACAAGGAUGGCUAGCACAGUGGACUAUGACGACUUUUCUUGAUUAUAAAACUACAACUGCAUAUCUAGUUUAUUUUGGUUUCGAAGAAGACACCAAAGUUGCCUUGCAAGUCACAAGGCCAAGAAAGUUUAGGAGGAGAUCAGGAAAAUUUUAUAGAGCAGACGUUAAUGACAGAAAAGUUUUCAGUUGUUUAGUAGUUGGUAAGCCAAAUAGUGGUAAAACUUCUCUGUUAGAGUCAUUUCUUGGACGCGCUUUCCCUGAAAAAUCCACUUCAACUGAUAAUUCAAGAAUUGCUGUGAACAGUUUGGAAUUGAAGGGAGGAAAACAGUAUUAUCUGGUUUUGCAGGAAUACAACGAGGAUGAUGAGAAGACAGUAUUGAAACAAGCACAGAAAUUCAGUGAAUGUGAUGUUAUUUGUAUGACAUAUGAUUCAAGUGAUCCAGAAUCGUUUUCAUAUAUCAUUGAUCUUUUUGAUAAAUAUGGAGAAUCAAUAAAAAAUAUGCCUGUUAUAUUUGUCGCUCUUAAAGCAGAUCUAGAUAAGCAACAGCAACGCUCUUCCUUACAACCUGAUGAGUACACUGACAGCCUAUCACUUGACCAUCCUUUACAUGUUUCAUCCACAUGGUUAAGUUCAUUGAAUGAAUUGUUUGUAAAAGUAACUGAAGCUGCUUUGACUCCGGCAAAGUUUACACCAGGUCUCACUGAAGAAAUGAAGACCAAUAACGAUAUAGAUUACAAACAAACCGCUGUAAUUAUAGGCUCAACAAUUGGAUUCAUAUCGCUCCUUUCCUUCACUUUAGCAAAAGUAUAUAGAGCAUCCAGACAUAACUGA
Molecule: messenger RNA, 1980 nt
Organism: Kazachstania africana CBS 2517
Lineage: Eukaryota; Fungi; Ascomycota; Saccharomycetes; Saccharomycetales; Saccharomycetaceae
Gene: GEM1
Product: ERMES complex Ca(2+)-binding regulatory GTPase GEM1
Exons: 1
Coding region: 1-1980 (659 amino acids)
Biological process (GO): small GTPase-mediated signal transduction; mitochondrion organization; regulation of mitochondrion organization
Cellular component (GO): mitochondrial outer membrane
Molecular function (GO): calcium ion binding; GTPase activity; GTP binding
Source: RefSeq, a predicted model, not a curated record